Molecule: messenger RNA, 901 nt
Organism: Schistosoma intercalatum
Lineage: Eukaryota; Metazoa; Platyhelminthes; Trematoda; Strigeidida; Schistosomatidae
Source: the annotation of a GenBank genome assembly
UUAGUCAGCCCCAACAUUAACGAUUUUAUUUUUAUAUAACAAACAAUUCCUGAUUCACAUAUUACAAUUUCCAAAUGAUGAUGUAUUUUGCCUUAAAUCUGGCCAAUUUUAUGGAUUAUUAAUCUGGAUUUAUAAUUGUAGAAUCUGAUGAGAAAUUAUUGAAAAGAAUAUUCUUCGUUCAUACAAUUAUGUUUUUAUUAUUUGUUGAAAAACUGUGAUCAAGAUUAAACACAGCUAUCAGCUGUCAUUUUCACUAUCGUAUGUCAUAAUUACAAGAAGCCUUUUCUAUUUCAAACUUACAGACUCAUUAAGCUUAACAGAUAUCUCACGAUUUGAGAUUGAUAACUAAUAUAUGUCCAUUCUUCGAUAAAGAAUUUCUUUUUUAAACAAAUCGCUGUUUUAUGAACUUCGGUCUCGUGGGUAUCUCAAUUGUUUAAUUCAAUGUUUCGAUAGAUUCGACAACAUCUGAAAGUAUACAGAAACCUCAUAUUGAACAAUGUCCAGUCCAACUAAAAAAAUUGAACAAAUGCAACAGCAUGCAAUUGAAUUAUCAUUAGAAGCUAUGAAUUUAUUCUCAUCUCAUGAUGAUAUAGCUGAUUAUGUUGCGAAAACAUUCAAAGAGACAUAUUCAGGUUGUUGGGAAUGUAAAGUUGGAACAACAUUUGGAAGCUUUGAUACAUGGGAUUUAGAAUACUGUUUUCGAUAUUUUGUGGACCAAUUGGCAUUCUUGCUGUACAAAUCAAAUUAAUCUCAUCUAAAUCUAACUUGUGUAAAUAAUUCGGAUCAUAUUGUACCUAUAAAAGUAUUUACAUCCAACCAAAUAUAUUGACAAGCAUUUUAUACUUCCUCAUAUUAUGUAUCAGCAUUGUAAAUAUUAAUGUAAAGUAGAAUAAAAUUUUCA